Molecule: messenger RNA, 5600 nt
Organism: Culex pipiens pallens (northern house mosquito)
Lineage: Eukaryota; Metazoa; Arthropoda; Insecta; Diptera; Culicidae
Exons: 4
Coding region: 3634-5421 (595 amino acids)
Source: RefSeq, a predicted model, not a curated record
ACAAAAUAUUUUUUUUAUUUUUUGGCAGCACGAAAAAAAAAGCUCCUCUAGGGAUUGGCUUCCCGAACACAAUGCAACCUGGCGCAUAUUUUUAUUGUUAUCCUAACUCGAGAUAUUCAAUGCAGAAGUUUUGCAUAUGAAUCACCCCCCGUCGAACAAAUAUUUUUUAUUUUGUUUUCUCUGUAACUUCUGAUCAAUUAGGUCUUUUUGGAUGCUUCCGGUGUCAUUCGACGGUAAAUUGUUAGAAAAACUUAAAAUUUGGUCCCAUUGGCCGGUUCCCGUAACCGGUUCCGGAGGAAAUCCGGAAUAUUGGCCAAAACUGUGCAGAAACUUCAAAAAAAAAAUAUUUUUUUGCCCUUAAUGCGAAGAAAACACACUACAGCAUGAAACAAUCCAUACAAACUAAGAAAUUGUUGGUCCCAGCAUGUUUUGAGAUGUAUCAUUGCAAAUGUGGCCAUAGAGAACCGGUCCCGGCCAAUCCGGAUCCAGAAACUAAAAAAAAAUUAGGCGAUAUUUUCACAAUUCCAAUAUGUCAGACAAUUUUAGAAAAAAGUUGUGUUGAAGCAUUCUUUGCUACUUUAUAUUUUCUGACCACUAACACAUGGCCAAGUGGCCAACGGGAACCUGUUCUGAAUGUUCCGGAUCACGGAAUCAGUGGACACUUGACAUUUUUAUUAAUUUUAUAAAGCAUAUGUCCAUUCAUGAAAUUUUUAAAGAUUCCUGUAAAAAAAUCUGAAAUCAUUUCAAAUCAGAAAUAGAAAUGUUGCCAAGUGGCCAACGGGAACCUGCUCUGAAUGUUCCGGAUCAGGGAACCAGUGGACUUUUGAAAUUUCAAUAAAUUCUUUAAAGCUUUUUUUUUUAUUAAGAUUGUUUUUUGAUUUCUGGAUAAAAUCUGAAUUUAUUUAAAAUUAGAAUUAGAAAUGUUGCCAAGUGGCCAACGGGAACCUGUUCAGAAUGUUCCGGAUUAUGGAAUCAGUGGACACUUGACAUUUUUAUUAAUUUUAUAAAGCAUAUGUCCAUUCAUGAAAUUUAAAGAUUCCUGUAAAAAAAUCUGAAAUCAUUUCAAAUCUGAAAUAGAAAUGUUGCCAAGUGGCCAACGGGAACCUGUUCUGAAUGUUCCGGAUCACGGAAUCAGUGGACACUUGAUUUUUUUAAAUUUAUUUUACAUUUUUCCAAUCAUGAAAUUUACAGAUUCCUGGAGAAAAAUCAGAAAUAAUUUCAAAUCAGAAACAUAAAUGUUGCUAAGUUGCCAACGGAAAUCUGCUCUGAAUGAAAAUAAAAAUAUGUUUUCAUUAAUUUUAUAAAGACGUUAUUAAUGAAAAAAAAAAAACAAGAUUUCUGAAAAAACUGAAUUCAUUCAAAAUCAGAAUCUGAAAUGUGGUCAAGUGGCCAACGGGAACCUGUUCUGAAUGUUCCGGAAUAGGGGACCAGCAGACAUUUAAAAUUUUAUUAAUUCUUCAACUUUUUUUUCUAGAUUUCUACAAAAAAUCUAAAUUAAUUUAAAAUCAGAAUUAGAAAUGUUGCCGAGUAGCAAACGGGAAUAAAAAAUAUGGCCAUUAGUAACCGGCUCCCGUCAAUCCUGAUCAGGGAUCUAGAAGACAGUUGGGCAACAUUGCGGGUGGUCCGGAUCAGGGAACUCGUUUUUUAAUUAAUCUGUUGUAAUUGAAUUAAACAAACAUUUAAGUUUUCAAAACAUUUUAAAUUUUAGUUUUGUCUGAACAUAUCUAAAGGAAUGGCCAUAAAAAAUAUGUCCAUUGCGAACCUGUAUUGUUAUCUUCACAAAUACAAUUUUCCAAGCAAAUCUAAAGAAAAGUACGAUAUUUUUGUAUACCUUCCAUCUUUAUAUUUUAUUAAUUUCAAAACAUGGUCACUUAAUCUGGAACUUGUUCCAAAUGUUCCAGAUCGCAUGAUUGUUGAGAAAAAAGGCGGCCGUCUUGAUCCUAAUCAAAUUAUCCGAGAUCAGCUUGCUUAGAAAAAAUGAAAAUGACAUAUUUCAACACCAAAACAUAGCUAGGUGGUCCUUGGGAAUAAGUUUCGAGUAAGGGAACCAAAAAACAAAAAAUUUGUCAUGUUUCCCGUAGUUUAUCACAUUAGUUAGAAGUGAUUAAUUACCUCACUUCCACUUUGUUUUAUGGUGAGAUGAUAAAAUAAAAACACAUGUUUGUACCUAAAGACAAACAUUUGCUUUAAUGAUUCAUCGAUUUUGCCUAAAUUGCUUUAAAUCAUUGCAUGAAAAAUCACUUCUAUUUAAAAUUAUACCAAACAAAUACAAAAUCACAACCUUCUUUGUCCUUACGUCGGAGCAAAACCUCUUAACGUUUGUUUUCGUUUUGUUCUUUUGCACACUUUUCGUAAAUUUGAAGUUUGAGGUUCUCUCUUGUCCUCAAACAAAGUGAUACGACAUAAUGGCAUAGAUUGGCUAAGCGAUUUAGAUCACAUUGAAAAAAUGAAUAUCCUGUUUUUAUAAUAAUUAGGUUUUUAUUUUAUUUAUUUCUAUUAAAAUAAAACCAUUUAGAAACAUUAUGCGUAAAUUUUAACAUUCGUUACAAAUAUUCAUGUAUCUAAAACAAUAUUUAUUUUUAACGAAAAAAAUUGGUUUUGUUUUUUUAGUCGGAAAAGAUUUAUUUUUACUUUUCUGUAACUAGCUUAAGCAAAAAUUAAAUGUUGUGUAUUGCUAUACGACAUAAAUUGCAUAGUUUAAUAAAGUUAAAUUAAAAUAAAAAAUACAAAUCUGUAUAGCUGACCUGAAAUUGUCUGUAUUAAGAGAGAAUAUAAUAAACCCAUGAUAUGUACUAAAACUAAAAUUCAAUUUACUGUCAUAGAAUUGGUCGUCAGUUAAGCAAGUGAUUUCACAGCAAAAUGUCAACAAAAGACUGCAUUCGCUCUCCAGAACAUUUUUGCUUCGUUUGUGGUCAAUUUAUAAGCCGCCGAGGCAAAAAAUAUGAUAUAAGUACUAACGACCGCCUUCGAAAAGCUUAUGAACAGUUUUUUGGAUUAAAAGUCGUGAACCUAGGUGAACCGUGGAUGCCGAACAACGUGUGUUUAUCUUGCGAAAUUGCAUUAUCAAGUAUGUGUUUUAAACAUUUAAUAAUAAAAUAAAGAUCAAAUUUCGACAAGCGCACCACUUUUACAGAAUCUGUUCAAAAUAGAAGCCUCGGUCCAAAAUUUUACAGGCCUAGAAUUUGGUCACAGCCCAAGGAACAUCCAGGUGAUUGUUUUUUUUGUUUGGCGGUAAUUAAAAGAGGAAUCGAAGAAAAUUAUUUGCCAAACUUACCAUCGUCAGAAGCUGUGAAAUAUAGAGAAACAAACGAAGAUUCUACUGCUGGACCAAGUGGAGCACAAGGUGGCAUUAUUUUUAAAAAGAUAUUACGAUUAGCACUAAUCACUAUUUUAAUUCAGGAGGAAAUAAUGCUGAUUGUGGACAGAUUGCUGUUGAAAGGCCUGGUGAUGCUACUGCUGGACCUAGUGGAGCACAAGGGGGAAAUAAUGCUAAUCGUGGACAGAUUGCUGUUGAAAGGCCUGGUGAACUUGAUGGAACAGAUACAACAGAAAGAAAUGAUGGCUCUAGCUCAAGUAUAUCAGUAUUAGGUAUCAUUGUUACCGAAACUAGAAAGGUUGGAAAUUUUAAUUUAUAUGAAUUUCUAUCCUUCAGGUGAGAACGUAGACCAUCAAAAAAAUGCCCACGGUGCAAAUGCUGUUGGGAAAAGAGCAGUUGAGGUUGCGGGUAAUGAUAACGGUGACCAUCAGCACAGCCACUCUCCGGAUAAUUUUUGCUACGUCUGCGGGGAAUACAUUUCUGUAUCUGCAAGGAAAUAUCCAAUGAUAAAAGCCACAAAAGUUUAUCUUGCCUACGAAGCAUGCUUAAAAACCGAAAUAACUAAUCUGAAUGAAUCUUGGGUACCACAUUACGUAUGUGCUGUUUGUUACACCGAAUUGAUUGCGUGUCACAAAAAUUCACAACAAUUCAAGUAUAUUUCGCCAAGGAUAUGGCGUAAACCAGUCGACGUAAGUGAAUGCUAUUUUUGCCUUUCACAAAUUCGACCUGGUAUUUCAAAAAAUGAGUACCCUGUUGCCAGUUCGUCGGAACCACCAAUCGAGUUCAAUUCCAUGCAAAAAAAAGCCGAUUGUCCUGCUGAUAACCUUGAAGUACCCAGUUUUGCAUCUUUAAUUACCGCUAGUUCCAUCAGUGUGCCGCACUCCGAAUACCAACCGGAAGAAGAACCCGAUGAUACGCCCCAUUUCCCGAACCAAAAGGAAAUUGACGAUCUUAUAAAAGAUUUGGGUCUCGGCAAAUCGAAAGCAGAGCUUUUAACAUCACGACUAAAAGAAUGGAAAAUAGUUGACAAAUCAGUAAAGAUAACGGCCCAACGGAAACGAGACGAGGCUUAUUCGCGCUUUUAUACGUAUGAUGAAGCUGUUUGCUACUGCAAAGACAUACCUGGUUUGUUUACAGCCAUCGGUAUCUCAUUGAACGUUGGUGAAUGGCGGCUAUUUAUUGACGGUUCGUCAACAUCGAUAAAAGUUGUUCUCCUUCAUAACAGAACGGGAAAAGAAAGGCUUCCGUCGCUUCCAAUAGCUUAUUCGAAGCUUUUAAAAGAAAGCUUCGAAUGUACGAAGUUAAUUUUGGAGCUGAUUAAGUAUGAAAACUACAAAUGGGAAGUUAUAGGCGACUUCAAAAUGGUGUCCUUUUUGAUGGGGUUGCAGGGUGGUUACACCAAGUUUCCCUGCCAUCUAUGCCUUUUCGAUAGCAGGAAUGAUGAUCUGCACUACAAAAUUCGUGACUGGCCAGCUCGGAAAGAGUUUACUAUUGGAAUAAACAACGUGAAGUGGGCUCCGUUGGUUCAACAGGAAAACAUACUUAUGCCGCCCUUACACAUCAAACUAGGGCUUAUGAAGCAGUUUGUGAAGGCGCUACCUGCCAACUCAGAACCGUUCAAGUUUUUGAAAAACAUGUUUCCACGAUUGACGGAGGGAAAAAUUACAGCGGGUGUUUUUACAGGACCCCAAAUCAGGGCUGUUUUUUCGAAAGAUGAAUUUAAAAAAAUGCUAAACAUGGACCAGAAAAACGCGUGGACAAGUUUUCAGGCUGUCGUGGAUGGGUUUCUAGGAGGGAAAAGGGACCCUAAUUAUAAACAAUUGGUCGAAACCAUGUUGAGAAACUUCAACAAGAUGGGGUGUAGAAUGUCGCACAAGUUGCACAUUCUACACUCCCACCUAGAAGUUUUUAAAGAAAACUCAGGUAGAUAUUCUGAAGAACAGGGGGAAUACUUCCACCAAGAAAUAAAAAAAAUUGAAGAACGAUAUAAAGGCCAGAAUAACCCAAUAAGUAUGAUAGGAGAUUACGUUUGGAGUUUGACAAGAACAACUAAUGAAUGUUACAAGCGGCAAUCUGGACCUAGUUCCGUUUUUGUAAGCCCUUGAUUUUUAUGUGUCGAUUUAAAUGUUCGUAUUGUUUUCAAAAUGUAUUCUUUUUCAUUUGAUGUAUUCCACAUUUUUUUCUUUUUAUAUAUUCUACCAUUUUAAGUCAACUGCCAAUAAUAAAAGUAAGAACAUGAUGUCAAUAAUAAACCUUUGCUUGAAUGAAAUUAAAUAUAACAUAA